AUGUUCGCUAAGAUUCUUGCCGUUUCCGCUUUGGUAGCUUGUGCUCAAGCUGGAGUUUUUGAGCUUGGACAUGGACAACACGCCACUUCCUACUCAUCUAUCAACCAACAUGUAGCACCAGUUGCCCACUACGCCGCCGCCCCAGUUGCUCAUUAUGCUACCGCCCCAGUUGCUCAUUAUGCUACCGCCCCAGUUGCUCAUUAUGCUGCCGCCCCAGUAGCUCACUACGCCGCUCCAGUUGCCCACUACACCGCUCCAGUUGCUCACUACGCCGCCCCAAUUGUCAAAGCCGUCCACCAAGAAGUAUAUGCUGAUGCUCAUCCACAAUAUUCCUACGAAUACGGAGUCCAAGACGCCCACACCGGUGAUGUUAAGAACCAACACGAAGAACGUGACGGAGAUGUAGUCAAGGGAUACUAUACCUUGGUGCAACCUGAUGGUGUCACCCGUACCGUACACUACUCCGCUGACUCUCACAAUGGUUUCAAUGCCAAUGUCGAAUAUAAAGGAGAACCAAUUGUACAAAAAGCUGUUGUAGCCAAAACUUUCGUUGCUGCUCCAGUUUUCGAAUACGAAAGUGGAAUGGAUCACAAGCAUUUAACAUGUUCGCUAAGUAUAUUAUACUUGCCGAUUCCGCUUUGGUAUCUUGUGUACAAAUUGGAGUUUUUGAGCUUGGACAUGGACAACAUGCUACUUCCUACUCAUCAUCAACCAAGAUCCGUAGUUAAGACCGUCGCCCCAGUAGCUCACUACGCCGCCCCCCUUGCUGCUUACCACACCGCUCCAGUAGCACACUACGCCGCCCCUGUUGCUGCUUACCACCAUGUACCAGCUGUUGUCAAGACUGUCGCUCCAGUAGCUCAAUAUGCCGCCCCAAUCGUCAAGUCUAUCCACCAAGAACUAUACCCAGACACCCACCCAGAAUACUCUUACCAAUACGGAGUCCAAGAUGCCCACACUGGUGAUGUCAAGAACCAACACGAAGAACGUGACGGAGAUGUUGUCAAGGGAUACUACACCUUGGUCCAACCUGAUGGCGUCACCCGUACCGUCCACUACACCGCUGACUCUCACAACGGAUUCAACGCUGAAGUCGUAUACAAAGGAGAACCUAUUGUACAGAAAGCCGUAGUAGCCAAGACCAUCGUUGCUGCUGCCCCAGUAUACAAAGCCUACCACCAUUAA
Messenger RNA from Nicrophorus vespilloides, 1185 nucleotides. Its product is annotated as cuticle protein-like. NCBI's taxonomy places the organism in Eukaryota, Metazoa, Arthropoda, Insecta, Coleoptera, Silphidae. Gene Ontology annotation, cellular component: extracellular matrix. The record is from RefSeq and is a predicted model, not a curated record. The transcript is spliced from 5 exons. Bases 1 to 1185 code for a protein of 394 amino acids.